Adineta steineri is the source of this 2760-nucleotide messenger RNA. The record is from the annotation of a GenBank genome assembly. NCBI's taxonomy places the organism in Eukaryota, Metazoa, Rotifera, Eurotatoria, Adinetida, Adinetidae.
AUGAAUACAAGCUUCAACAAUGAACUACAACAAUUACAAAUGGAGCUACGUGCUCAAAAUUUUGAUAUUAUUCGUUUUUCUACAUAUCGAACGGCAUGUAAAUUACGUUUCAUUCAAAAGAAGCUAAACUUUCAUCUUCUUGAUUUAUUAAAUGUAAUUGAAUCCCUUCGAGAAUGUUUAACAUGGCCAUCAUCCGAAUUAAGUUCAAAUAGUUUAUCACCAACAAAUCGUCGUACACCAACACCUAUUCAAUCUACAUUACCCAAUAAUGAUCAAUAUCUUUCAAUAAAUCGUUUAACAACAUUUUUAACAUCAAUUUAUACAAAUUUAAAUAAACGUUUACCAUCAUCACAACAAAUUUUACAUAUUGAAAAUUGUGUUCAUUCAGCUAUUGCUUGGUUUUUAUAUGUUUAUAAUACUAAUGAAUCAGCAAAUAAUUUUUCUAUACGUUUUAAUUCAUUUCGUGUUGUUCUUGUACUUUUAUGUACAGGUAAAUUAGUUGAUAAAAUGCGUCAUUUAUUUACAUCUUAUUUACCAUCAUCAUCUACGACAUUAACAUAUAUACAAAUUGAUGAACUUUUACAUGAAAUACUUGCAUUACCAUAUGCCUUACAAGAAAUAUCAUAUUCAACAUAUCGUUCAAAUAAUGCUCAAUUAAUGUUUUCACAUCUAUCAGUAACUUCAAUUAAUCUCAAUGAAUUUCUUGAUACUUUAAUUUAUAAUGAUACAACACCAAAUUGUUUACAAUGGCUUAUUAUAUUUCAUCGUUUAAUUAGCGUUGAAAAUGUUAUUCAUCGUGUUAAAUGUUCAGCUUGUCAACGUGCAUCAUUUUCUGGUUUUCGAUAUAAAUGUCAACAAUGUCAUGAUCGAACAUAUCAAUUAUGUCAAGAUUGUUUUUGGCGUGGAAGAGUAUCUGAUCAACAUUUACCAACACAUGAAAUGAAAGAAUAUACAUUUUUUACAUCACCUGUUAAAGAAUUUCGACAAUCAAUUCGAAGAUCAUUUCAAUGUAUGCCAAAAAGUGAAGAACGUCGUUCAAACAUAGUUUCAUCAUCAACAUCAACAUCACCACGAUUUUUUUCAUGGAAAUGUCGAAAUAAUAGUAUAAAAAGACAUCCACCACAAUCACAAUCACAACAAACACAACAAUAUCAAUCACAACAAACACCUGGAUCAAUAUCAUCACCAUCAAGUCCAUUGAUGAUGGAAAAAGAACAGAUAUCUUCAUGUUCAUCACCACAACUUGUCCGACUUAAUACACCAAAACCGAUGCAUAUCGAUGAACAACGAACGUUAACAAUGACAAAAAAUACUAUUCGAAAAAUGGAUGAAAAUAGUAAUCAAUCUGAUAUGGAUGAACAUAUACAAAUUGCAUUAUAUGCACAACAAUUAGCAUCAAUUGAUGAUAAACAAAAACAAAAUCCAAGUGGAAUUCAACCACCAAUAAGAUUUCCAUCAUGUCCAAUGAAUUUACAAAUGAAUAAUCAAUAUUAUCCAAGAACAAUGACAACAACACCAUCAACUAUGGUACCUAUGUCAUCAAUUCGAUCAAUGCAAAUGGAUCAUCAAAGUGCAGAAAAACGUUUAAUUAUUUCGAAACUUGAAGCAAAAAAUAGACGUAUUCUUCGUGAAAUUAAUACACUACGUGCUCAACUUAAACGUCGUAAUUCACUUGAUUAUGCUAAUUCAAGUUUACAAAAUGAAUUUCAUGCCUAUAGUGAUACGGAUGCUAAUACAACUGGUCUUUAUCCUUCAUCUCCUGGUCUUUCAUCAUCAAUGAAUAGACUUGAACAACGCUAUGCUCAAACAUUGCCACAUCAACGCUCAAGUCCUCGUCAUGAAUCAUCGUCUUAUCAUCACUAUCAACAAUCGCAACCAACACGUAAUCGUAUCCAUCAAAUGAGACGUGCGGGGUCAACAGAAACAAAUCCAUAUUUAGAACAUGAAUUACAAACAUUAUUAUCACGUAAACUUCAAUUAGAAUCACGUAUUGAUCAUUUACAACUAAGUAGAGAAGAAUUAACAACACAAUUAGAUACACUUGGUAAAAUUUUACGUUAUUCACCUCAUUCACAACAACGAUCAACAACAACGAGUCCACAUGGUCGUUUAAGUGUUUCACCGUCACGAAUGGUUUAUCAUACACAUGCAAAUACUUCAAAUAAUACAAGAAAAAGUAAUACUAAUGUUUCAUUUCGAAGUUAUUCAACACCACCAACACCACUUCAUGAUCAAUUAACAUCUAUCGAAACCAACGUCAGUGAAUCACCAUCAAUAAGUCAACAUACAAAAUCUCUACGAACUGAUCUGCUCAUAGCUGCUGAUUCAUUAACAUCAGCUAUGUCAUCACUUGUUCAACAAUUAAAUACUGAAAGUACCGAAUCCCUUCCAGCAGCAGUCGAAAACGUGCCUGAUAUACCAAAUAAAAAUGAAUCGAAUAUUAUAAACGAAAUUAAAGCAAAUCAUAAUGAACAACAACAACAACAUCCAAAAUCUUCAAAUACUACUAAUGGAAAUAAUAAUCAUCAUCAUGAUAUUAUUGGAAAUGAUAGUGGAAGUCGAACAGAUGAAGAAUCACUUUUAACAUCAGAUGAUGACGAUGAUGAUGAUGAUGAAAGACAUGAAGAACGAACUACAGAUGAUGAUCUUUUGAGAACAACUGAUGAUGAUGAUGCUACUGGAGGUAUUCGAGCAAUGAAUUCGUUUAAUUUAUCAGCAACAAAACGAAAAGCACCUGUAGCAAGCGAUCAACAACAGUGA